Messenger RNA from Capronia coronata CBS 617.96, 2907 nucleotides. RefSeq lists its product as uncharacterized. Lineage: Eukaryota; Fungi; Ascomycota; Eurotiomycetes; Chaetothyriales; Herpotrichiellaceae. The transcript has a single exon. Gene Ontology annotation, cellular component: nucleus. Gene Ontology annotation, molecular function: deSUMOylase activity. Bases 1 to 2907 code for a protein of 968 amino acids. Gene Ontology annotation, biological process: protein desumoylation. The record is from RefSeq and is a predicted model, not a curated record.
AUGGCUGACAGUUCCUCCCUCAUGGACUGGUGUCCUCCUACUCCCGAACCUGUGUACGACCCAUAUCAAGGCGAUUACAUGCCUGGUGGCUGGCCUUUCGAGCCUGCUGCCAAAUCUGCACCGACGCCUGGCACCUUUGCUGUGAAGAGACCACAAACCGGCCUGUUGCCCACGGCAAAACGAGUCUGCAGAGGUUUAUUCUCACUUGGACUUACAGCAACUGCUGUCCUGUCACAGUACACACACAAUGCAACAUUAACCAUUGUCAACAUCCCAACAUACUAUGUCGUCCGUCGAGUCCAGCAGCGCCAGCGCCAGGAACGACUUCAACGACCAAGAAGACAACAGCGCACCCCACCCACAUCACUCACCGAUUCACCAUGGCAGCGAGCAGCGGGGGUCAAUAACGGAUCUCUUUGGGAAAUGCAGCCCUCCCAAGAGGCGCCCUCAUCACCUGCUCCUGUUCCAGUUGCUGCACCUCCGCAGGCCACAGCGAGUGCACUCCCCAACAUCCCUCCUCCCAAUAGUCGGAAGAUUAUCGACCAGUUCGUCCCUUUUCAAGACAUGGUUUGGCAAAUUGGCGCGACUCGCACGACGCGACAGGUCAGAAGACCCGACACCCGAAUCAGCAAACGCCGGUACCAGACUGCGCCAGUAGUCCGCGCGAAUACUCGCCGACCAGCCCGUUCCAUUGACACAAGCUCAACACCCAUCGAAAAGAGAGUGGAAGAACCAACCACACCCCCAACGGAGGCAGCCACGCUGCAGACCCCAUAUCCAGAACUGAAGCCUGCGGAUACCACCACUCCAUCACCAAGCAGCCAGUCGCAAGAAGAUGCCGACACCCCCCGCGAGGGUGAUUCAGGCACAUCCAUAUUGGCAGUGACUAGAUCAUUGCGUUCAAACAAAAGAAAGAUAGAAGAGCAAGGUACAAGAGAAUCAGUACAGAUGCAAGGUGCAUCCACGGGCAAGAGGAUCCAGACAAGUGGUCCAAGCGUGGAAUCCCCAAAGACCCCGACACCUGUCAUCGUCGUCCAAGAAACCUCGUCCGCUGUCAGCGCCAAAGCUCAGACCCCAAUUGACACAAGUUUGUUGUCGCCUCCGCGAGUUAAGAACCGCAAGGUCAGCACACCAAACUCGUCCACCCGAAACAAGGCGAAACUCCCAAAGAAUCCUAAGACGCCAGAGAAACAAAUCAUAUCGAACAUCUGGUCGCCAAAGUCUGAAUUCUCGUCGACUUGCAAUAUAUCUCCAGAAUUGACAUUAUUGGAGGCUCUCAAUCAAGCAAAGUCACCUGCUGAGAGUGACAUUUCAUCGACUUGCAAUGUAUCUCCAGAAUUAACAUUAUUGGAGACACUCAAUCAAGCAAAGUCGCCUGCUGAGAGUGACAUCUCAUCGGCCUACCAUGGUACACCGCCUGAUCUAAGUCAAGACGGGCGCUUCUUCAAUAUGAUCAUGGCAGGAGGCGGACUUUUCAGCCCAGAACGAAAGGGUAACAAACCAAUUGAGCAGGUUGCAGCUACAGAACCAGCUGUAUCCGAACCGACACAGGUCACAGUGUCCGAAACAACUUCUAAUCCUGUUGGCGCCAUGGCACCAGAAAUCGUCCAGGCAGCUGCUGAGACUGAUCUCACUUCUCACGAGCAGCAGGGAAUGGCACAGUCCACACCGCCGGAGAUUGCACAGAACCCUGCCGAGACUACUCCCAGUUCAGAUGAGCAGCGAGCCCUAGAAGAGCCGCCUUCACCAAAGAGUGUACAGGACGCUACUAUGUCUACUUCAGACCAGCAACCAGUCGCAAUAGAGUCCAACAAGGCUGCGAAUGCAGAAGUCAACCUUGUUUCAGAUGACCAGCAGGUCCCAACACAGUCCAACGAGGCUGCAAAUGUCAUUUCAGACACCAACAAACAGAGCUCAGCACCACACAUUGAAGAUGUGGGCAAAGCAGAGCCAUCCAAGUCGAACCCGAAGACACCAGUCAAGAAGGUUCAAUUCAUAGAAACUCCAGUCACCCCUGAGAAGGAGUCAGAGUCGUCUGAGAGGGCCGAAAUCACGACACCAGAGCAGAAACUUGCCACACUGACUCUGGAUGACCCAUACACACCAGAAAACCCACUGCCAAAAGCCAGUCCUCACUCAUCCGAAAAGAAACAUCGGAUCACCAGAGCAGAGGCAAAGAGACUGCAAUUGUUGGAAGAGGCACGGAACUACGGUAUCACGCCGCUCACAGAAGAGUGGGAGAAGAAGAUCCAGACAGCUUUACGCCAGGGUCACGGUGGUUUUAAAGCAACCGACUUCACUCGCGUGGUUCCUCUCACCCAAGGCCGGGGCACCGACAACUGGCUAAACGACGAGGUGAUCAACGGAUACCUGAAACUUGUGGUGGCCCAUGGCCGGCAGAAUGAUCGCCCGACCCAAGUACCGACACACCACGCCUUUGUCUCAUUCUUCUACAACAACCUCGAGAGCAAAGGAUACGAUGGAGUGAGACGGUGGGCCAGCCGGGCCAAGAUCGGGGGCAAGAACCUGUUGGAAACCGAACAAGUGUUCAUCCCCAUCAACAGCGGCAUGCACUGGACGCUAUGCGUCGUGUCGGGCAAGAACAAGACAAUCACCCACUACAACAGCCUGGGUGGGAAUGGGCGGAGGUACGUGCAGACGGUGAAGGAGUGGGUGAGGCAGGAGUUGGGGGCGGCGUUCAAGGAGGAGGAGUGGUCGCUGAACGCCGUGGGGGAGUCGCCUCGCCAACAGAACAUGGAUGACUGCGGAGUCUUCACAAUCACCUCCGCGCGGCAGAUCAUGCUAGGGCUCUCGCCGAUGAGCUACGGGCCCGAGCAGAUCUUGCUGCAGCGGAGGAGGAUUGUGGCAGAGCUCCUCAACGGGGCUCUGCUCAAGAGCAGUGAGUAG